This is a messenger RNA of Rhineura floridana, 3949 nucleotides long. RefSeq names its product BLACAT1 overlapping LEMD1 locus (gene BLACAT1). The record is from RefSeq and is a predicted model, not a curated record. The transcript has 4 exons. NCBI's taxonomy places the organism in Eukaryota, Metazoa, Chordata, Lepidosauria, Squamata, Rhineuridae. The coding region runs from base 36 to 137 and encodes 33 amino acids.
CCUUGGAUGCUCCUGUCCCUUGCCUGUCCCAGGGGAUGCCCCAGUUCACUUUUGCUUGCUUCUGUGGGCUCCAUGGCUUCUGCAAUAUGAAAAGGAAAAAGGAAGAGCCCAGCACCGAGCAAGAGACAGCCGUUUGACCUUUCCUUGGUGCAUCACCUUAAUUCUUUCUAUUGAGUUGGAGGAGCACUGUGGCUACAGUAACUUGAGACUUUGCUAGCCUGGAAAAACCCACUUUGUUCAGAUAAUAAUCUUACAGGAGAUCCAGAAGCUGGCUGGGCAAAAUGGCAAUUCUGUACAGUUUCCUAUUUUGAAACAUCCUGAGCCUUAGAGACUGUUCUAGGGGAUGAUGUUGCUGUAGGAGAUGACCGAGCUGCUCCAAACCUGUACUUCUAAAGAACAGUGCAAUAAUGGGCUUGAAGCCACAAUGAGGAUUCAUCUGGCACUCAGUCAUCAUCCUCACUGAAUCAGUCUGAAAGGUUCACAGGAGUUCUUUUUUUCUUUUUUCUCAUUGCCAUGGAGCUGAAAGAAGACACUUAUACAAGGCUCUGGAUAGUUCAAAUGUACACAAAAGCAAGGCUAAGAAAGUAGCCUAAGUCAUCUAACAAUGGAAGCCACCAUCGUACAAUUUGGCCAUCACAGCAAAGAGUGCCCUUUUGAUGCCACCACCUGACGCAUUCUUACUUUGGGAAGAUGAUCUUGCCAAGAACUUUCAUUGCUCCAAUUUAAGGUAAAGAACAACUUUUUGUGACAAGCUAGAAGCAUAUGGAACAUGUGCAAAUAACGGGAAUGAAGCCAAGGAAAGGAGAAGCACUCACUUACCUUGUUGUACAUUUUCCCGAAGACCUCCAAGAUGAAACUGUGCAAUGAACAUCUUAUACAACCUAAAGCUACCACUCUGCUAUGUACAUUUGCACUACUAAUGGUGGCAUUUUAAACUGUGAAAUAGGAAUGAUAAAAAUGUAAUAAUUCUGAUAAUUCUGACUGACAUUUAAGGGUAUAACAAAAGGAUGAAUAUCAGGUUUAUUUCAGGUUGUUGUAAUUACUGCAUUCCAAUAUUACCCAAAGUAGAAAUGAUAUAUAUACCCAAGAGUAAAGUUGUAUGUUUUUUGCACUGAGGCUCUUAUAAAUAUAAGAAGCACUUUAUUUCUACAGGGUCAGUAGAUAUGAGUUUUGGAAUGAGGUGGACUAGACCAGCAUUUGGCUUUUUGGGAUACAGUCUCUCAGGAGACAGAAGCAAAGAAAUCAAACAUUUAUUCACUGUCUCUUAUUUUCUACCUGUGUCAUCUAUUGCUACAGCCAUUUGACACUUUCUCUGAAUUUCAAAGCUCAAAGUGAUUUUAUGAAACCUUAAGGGAGCCUAAUUUUCAGAGGGUGACUGGUUGAGCAUUGUACCAAAAAUGCAAGAUACUUUAAGUUCCACACUGUCUUUGACCAGUUAUUAUUAAAUUUAUGUUUUAUAUUAAUCUAUCCAUUGAAAAUACUGCUGUGGCCAAAUCUUGCCAUAAUUUCCAUUUUAACCAACAGACAUUAUAUUGAGAGUCAUUGGCUGAAAUUCUGUGCAUAUGUAUGUAUGCAGUAUGCAGAACUGUGGGCUGGACUGAUUUUGCAUCUCUGAUUAAUGGAAAGAAUGGUUGUCUACACCACCUGACUGUACCUGCAGUCAAUUUGCACAUUCAAUUUAUGGGUAACCAAAGGGUUCCACACAUGUAUAUAGACCACUAAUGAUUCAAGUAAACCAUAUUAAAUAUCUAUAGAUUUAUAUAUGUAUCUGCAUAUAGGUAUAGUCUAAGUUUACGCUGAAUUAAUUAUGCUGGAGUCUACCUAAUUCACAGCAGUUUAUUUUCAUUUCAAAGUGCCCCAUGUUCUCAGAAAUAUGUGUAAUCUAGAAAUGGGCCUUAGUUAAACCCAGCAGCUGAGAAAUCCCUGGACAGACACGCUUUAGACAUUCUUAAAAACAUUACAAGGAAAUGAUAUAUUUCUUGGAAAUAAAUGAGAAAAGCACUCAAAUACUUACUUAGUUACCCACAUGGAAGCAGGUUUUUCCCCAAGGCAGAGAACUUGCUGAGAAGUAACAGACAUAUAGAGAACUCUUCCUAUCUUUGCUCUAUGACUCUAACAAGUUCCUCUUCUGGGAACAAUGAUACUGGCAGCUCUGGAGAUGACAAUAAUAUUGCACGUAUUCAGGGUUAAAGGUGCUAUACAAAAGCUAAGUGUUAGCAAUAAGCACAAGCUUCAGUCCAUUUCUUUUCACAAACCACUUAAACACACAUUUAUAUCCAGCUGUAGGCUAUGAGACUCACAGCUGCUCAGAAGUAAGUUACUCUCAACAAUGUGACCCUAGAGUUGCUGAAGAGGGACAGAAUGAACUCCAAAGACUUGCUAGAUCAGACCUAAUUAUAACUGUCCAUAUUCAGUUACUGUAACUCCAAUUACCUCUAUCGAUAUUCAAAACUCUUACAUUUAAAGGCACAGAGGUGUCCUUUCAAUAUGUGUUUGCUGCUGUUCACUCAACUGAGGAUCAAUGAGACUCACAAUCCAGUCAUUUUCAGAUAGCCACCUGUAUUCAUUUAAUAGACUGGGGAUCUGACUCAUCAAGCAUGCAUGUAUCAUCUUUGAGGAAUAUCCCAGUGGAAACUUUGGGUAUUCCUGGAUGUAAAUUUAAGUCACAGACAUCAGAAACUGUAGGGUAUACGGUAUCAGAAUGGCUGAAGAAGCAGAUACGAGCACUGCCUGCAACAAGAGGAGCAAAGAAGGGUACUUGAGGACAUUGGCAGAAACAUACCUUGGCAUAAACCUUGAUGCUUUUGCAGAACAGCCCAUCUGAAAAAGUCUUCUGCCUCAGAGCUCAUUAUAAAGGAAGCCCUGUUUAGAAAGCUUUCUUCUACUGCCAUAAUCAGUGAUUGUGAUUGGAUCAAGCCCCUUAUUAAAACUUCACUUGCCUCAGUCAGUGGUAGCUGGCAUCUGUUUCCACAUGCUCUGUCCUGCUGUGAUAUUUUUGACAACUUUUAGAGGCAGCAAGACCAAACUGUGUAGUAGUUAAAGAGAGACAGGCAGCUUGGUCAUGUCAGGACACAUCUCUGCAGCUGGGAAAAGGGAGUCUUAAGUGUUAUUUGCAUAGCCCCAAAGUCCAUCCCCCUCUAUUUUGUACAGAUCUCAUUUCAUGGAAAAUCUUAAACCCAUCUCAAAGACUGAAUGCCUUCCGUGUCCUGUUUUGUUUGCUUACCUCACUUUAAAAAAAAAUAAAAAAUGAAGCAUCUAUUCAGGCUUCCUCAUGGGAAAACCCCAGGACAUAAUGGUGGAUGAAAAUAGAUGUUGUUAUGUUGAUGAUUUUUAGCUUUCAUUGUAAUUGUGCCCAUCAUACAGAAAGUCCUUGCCUCUCUAUGCCACACUGGUUGGUCUAAUUUGGAUCUCCAGCUCUUGUCAGUAAAAAGAAGUCAUACUCACAUCUGAGGACUAGGAAACACCAUGGCAGAACAUGUCUCUGAUGCAGCCUACAUUUUUUUCUUCUCCCCUUUUUGCUCUCAAUUCCAUAAUAUAAGAGCCUAAAUAGAAAUGUUCCUCAGUAGUCUUCCAGCCUCAGUAGCCAUAGAAACCAGCUAUUUUUAUCUAUUUUGCAUGAUAUCAAUAAAUGACUUUUUCUACACUGGAUAGACAGGUCAACUCAGCUUCCUGCUAACUGGAUGUACUUGAUAAGCCAUGCAUAUCUGUUGUGUAAUAUUGUACAUUGAAAAGACAAAACAGGAUUAUUUAUAAGCGUGCAAAGGAUUCUUCUAUGUAGAUUAACUGCAUGAUGUUACACAUUCUUUCGGAGAGAGAAUUUUUAAAAUACACCCUUUGGAGUAUUGAUUAUUUUUUAAAAAUGUAUUGAGAUCAAGGUGGUAGUGGUAGUCAGUUUUUCUUGAUACACAAGCUUUCUUCUUUCCUAAGAUGACAGCUUUAAAAAAAGGAU